Anopheles coustani is the source of this 978-nucleotide messenger RNA. RefSeq names its product carboxypeptidase B1-like. The coding region runs from base 1 to 978 and encodes 325 amino acids. The transcript has 3 exons. Gene Ontology annotation, biological process: proteolysis. Lineage: Eukaryota; Metazoa; Arthropoda; Insecta; Diptera; Culicidae. The record is from RefSeq and is a predicted model, not a curated record. Gene Ontology annotation, molecular function: zinc ion binding; metallocarboxypeptidase activity.
AUGGCAGUUGAUUCGGCGAAACUCUUCCAGACCUACCAAAGUCACGCGGACAUCAAGCGCUACCUGGACGAUUUGCUAACGCGGUUCUCCAGCAAAAUGGAAAUAUUUUCCCGUGCCGAAUCGUACGAAGGGCGCGAAAUACUGACCGUCCGUAUCUGCUCCGAUGUGCAGCAGAAGCGUCCGCCGGCCAACCGGUGGUGCAUCCUGAUCGACGCCGGGAUACACGCCCGCGAGUGGAUAACGGUUUCGGUGGCGCUCUUCAUCGUACAGCAGCUACUCGAGAAGGAUGCGAUCAGUGCGAAGAGCUUCCGGAGCUUCGAGUGGAUUAUCUUACCCCUGCUAAACCCGGACGGAUACGAGUACAGCCGGGAGCAUAAUAAAAUGUGGCGCAAAACACGCCGUCCGCUUGGGCACAAAAGCCAGCGUAGUUGCGUUGGGGUGGACUGCAAUCGGAACUUUAACGUGGCCUGGACGAUCGGAUCGACCCGGUUCUGCUCGCUACUGUAUCGUGGGGAGCGGCCAUUUUCCGAACGUGAGACGAAAAAUGUGCGCGAUCUGUUCCGUAAGCUUCGACCUUCGUGCAAGUUCUACCUCUCACUGCAUUCCUACGCCAAAGCGAUCCUCUAUCCCCGGGCGUACACCAGAACCCUCCCACGGAACUGGCAGAUGCAGCAGACGGUUGCGGAAGCGGGCGCCGAGGCGAUGAAGAAAGCGACCGGCGUACGGUACCGGUGUGGCAGUGCGUCCACCGUGCUGAACCGCCCGAUCGGUGGUUCCAGCAUCGAUUACGCACACGACAUCGAGAAGGUACCGGUCGCGCUCGUGAUGGAGGUUGCCUCGAAGGGUUUCCAUCCACCCGAGGCGAACAUCGAGCGGAUCUGCGAGGAAAGCUGGAUCGGUAUCGGGGCGAUGGUAAACUGUCUCGCCGGCAGUUUCCGCACCGUCCUCCGGGGCAGUGGAACGUUACACCUACGCUGA